AUGCCCCUCUACCGUCUGGAUGGAGGAGGCUUCUGUCUACUUCAAUCUAUGUACCCCGUAGAGUCCGUCCACUACCGGUAUCUGGAGGGGGGGCGUGAAGAACUCACCGCUUCUGACGACAGACAUCUCAUCGAGUGGAUCGGGCUCCUAGCCAAGUAUCUGCCGGAAAAGUACCUGAAAGGUUUGGCCCCAUUGAGUGAUCUUCGAAGACAGGGAGAUGAUAAUGCAGAUGAAACCUCAGAAGAUGGGGAGGAUGAUGACGACGGCACUAUCCAGGGCAACGAGCAGAAGAACGCGUUCAAUUUGGACGCGGUUGUUGGGCCGCCUCCCGGACGCGAGUCGACCGCUCACAAGAAAUCUCGCCAUGUUUCGGGCCCCGCCCAUGGAAACAGUGAUCCCUUAGGCGAGUACGACGUCCAGCCCGCUCACGGGCGUUCUUUCUCCGUCGAAGGCGAAUCUAAGGUUUACCAUGACAUAGGAGUCGACGAGAAAUUGCAUGGCGAAUAUGAUGGAAACGCGAUCCUCGAACCGAACGGGGACGACGAACAGGAGGCGGUAGCGCAGCUCACUGGGGAGGGAGUCAACUCCUCGACAUCUUCUGCAAGCCGUAUUGCUCAGGCUUAUCAAGACGAAAGGUAA
Stereum hirsutum FP-91666 SS1 is the source of this 639-nucleotide messenger RNA. RefSeq lists its product as uncharacterized. The transcript is spliced from 5 exons. The record is from RefSeq and is a predicted model, not a curated record. Lineage: Eukaryota; Fungi; Basidiomycota; Agaricomycetes; Russulales; Stereaceae. The coding region runs from base 1 to 639 and encodes 212 amino acids.